Molecule: messenger RNA, 1484 nt
Organism: Neltuma alba
Lineage: Eukaryota; Viridiplantae; Streptophyta; Magnoliopsida; Fabales; Fabaceae
Product: E3 ubiquitin-protein ligase RNF144A-like
Exons: 2
Coding region: 264-1277 (337 amino acids)
Biological process (GO): protein ubiquitination
Molecular function (GO): ubiquitin-protein transferase activity; zinc ion binding
Source: RefSeq, a predicted model, not a curated record
GUUAAACAAGCGAAGUGGAAAGAGCAGAAGAUACCUGCUUCUCGUCCUCUGUCAAAGAAGGGGCGAGAGAGUGACCUACUUCGAAAAAAUUAGAACGUUGAAACCGAUUCUCUGGAAUUCCAGUGCAUGAUCAUAUCGCGAAAUUUUGGGAUUUUAAUUUAAUGGUGGACGAUCAACAAAAAUAGUCGCUUUCCUUUCUCAAGAAUCAGACGGUCCAGACUUCGAAGCGCCAACAACUGGGAAUUUAUAAGAUCAUCCCUCCGAUGAAUUUUGAGGCCCCAGUCAGUCGCGGAAGAAGAUCCAGCAAGAAGCCAAAAUUGGUGGAGAAUAUGGCAAUCCCUUUGAUUGAAGCAGUGGACGUGGAAGCUUUCAAUUGCACACCCAUCUGGGAUAAGGGCACAAGCAAAUCCAAUGCAAUCUCUGUCGAGCAGUACACCCACGAUCGAGACCUCCACCUCUCGAUCACGGCUUCUCUAGGUAAAGCAAAGCCUUCCCUGAAAACCUUCAUCGACCUUUCCGACGGCGAUGACGAUGACGAGGUGAGAAUUCUUAGGUUUCAGCCUAAAAACACUCCUUUCGGGAAACGAAGGAAGUCCAGGGAUCCAACUGUUCCCACUUUUGAAACAGGGGAAUCUUCCAGUUCUCAACCAUUUGUUUGCGAAAUCUGUGCUGAUGCCAAGACUGCCAACGAGUCGUUUAGCAUCAGUGGUUGCUCUCACGCUUACUGUAUAGGCUGUGUGAUUAUGUAUGUCGCAACAAAGCUACAAGAAAAUGUUGUGAACAUAAGAUGUCCAGUGCCAGCGUGUGGAGGACUGUUGGAGCCUGAGGAUUGCCGCGGGAUUCUUCCUCCGGAAGUGUUCAAUAGGUGGGGUGAUGCCUUGUGUGAGGCUGUCAUACCGGCGGAAGAGAAGUUUUACUGCCCAUAUAAAGACUGUUCUGCGCUGCUCAUUGAUGAUGGAGGAGAAAGGACUAUCACAGAGUCGGAGUGUCCGAACUGUGGGAGACUCUUCUGUGCCAAGUGUAUGGUGCCGUGGCAUUCAGGAAUUGAUUGCGAUGAGUUUCAGAAAUUGGGCAAGGACGAGAGAGAGGAGGAAGAUAUAAUGCUGAUGCAACUUGCUCAGAACCAUAAGUGGAGGAGGUGUCCCCACUGUAGGUUCUACGUCGAAAAGUCCUCUGGGUGUCUCUAUAUGAAAUGCAGGUGUGGAAUUGCCUUCUGCUAUAACUGCGGGACGAUUUCAAGAGAUAAUUCCCAUUAUUGCCAUACUUGUAGACGCUAGCGACGCUUGGAGCAAGCUAUGCUAUGCAGUAAUCUGUGAUUUUGCCUGUGAGGAGUUCAUAUGUAAAUAUAGAAGACUGCUAGCUAGUUUACUACCUCCUCUCCCAUCCUUCAUGGAUGGAAUUUAUGCCUGCUUUGACACCAAAAUAGCUACUCUAAUAACAGUUGAGGUGAUCUUGGGUAUAGUGUCUACAAUGUUGUGGCUUAA